GCCCCAGAUAUUGAAGAUCCCUCGACCGUGCUGCAACCCGUUAUAACGUUACCCAUAGAGACACUCCGAAAAGUCUACACGAUUGACAACCCACCCCCUCCACCCGAUAGUGUACACCCACCCUCAGUACGAACACCCGCCGCAUCCACUGCAACACAAAUAAACGAGAACUGUGACAAUCUAAUAAGCGGACAACACGACAACAAGAAAUCAGACCCAAUUGACGGUUGGACCGCAUUACUCGCACGCACACCAUUGCCUCCUGGCGGAUGGUUCAAUGCGCCGGCGCGUGUGGGAGAGGUAGACGAGACCUUAGUACCGAACAUCAUGUUUGAUAUAGAUGAGAUGCCGCCCGCGCUUAUGAACG
This is a messenger RNA of Sphaeroforma arctica JP610, 367 nucleotides long. RefSeq lists its product as hypothetical. The transcript is spliced from 2 exons. The record is from RefSeq and is a predicted model, not a curated record. The annotation marks the transcript as partial. Lineage: Eukaryota; Ichthyosporea; Ichthyophonida.